CCCCUCUCCGUCCUCACCUGGCUCACUGAACAGUCACAUGGCCUUGAUGCACUCCUGGAACUCCUGCAAGAUGCUCAAAUGCCCCAAAUGUAACUGGCACUACAAGUCCCAGCAGACACUGCAUGCCCACCUCAGAGAAAAACACCCUGCGUCUGGGGGCUUGGGUGUGUGUGUGUACUGUAGCACGGGGAAGGCCCACCCUCGUCUGUCCCGGGGAGAGAGUUAUGUUUGUGAGUACAAACCCUACCGCUGUGGUGUGUGUGAUUACACAACCUCCUCUAAAGGAAACCUCAGCAUACACAUGCAGUCAGACAAACACCUCAGCAACGUACAGGUAGCAGGACACACACACCCUGCGCACGGCACUCACACACACUCCGCACACAAUGGUGGCUACGCUGUCAGAGACACGGCAGGCGAACAGGGCUACGGACGCACACACCCCACAGUCACACAGCCCCCUGCACACACAACACCCUACCUCAGCCAGCCCCCUUCCCACGGUAAGAGGUGGCGGUGUGAGGUGUGUGAUUAUGAGACCAGCAUUGCCCGGAAUCUGCGCAUACACACCACCAGCGAGAAACACAUGCAUAACGUGCUGCGCCUGAAACAAACACCCAACGUGUUGCAGAGAAGCUACUACCUGGCCCACUGCAGGAGUCUGCCUCCUCAACUCACACUGCUACACAGCAUAGUGUUCCAGUGCCUGGUGUGUUCCAGUUUCUCCUCUGACAGUCUGGAGUCUCUUAGGUCUCACCUGAGCGCCCCCUGCUCCCUGCCCCAGUCUGAGUGGCGCUCUCUGGUGGCUGGAGGCUGCUACUGCAGGCUGUGUGGCUACAGCACCCCCCUCAGGGCUAACUUCACCCUGCACUGCCAGACAGACAGACACAGGGCACAGUACCAGCUGGCUUCCCACCUCUGGGAGGCCGGGGACAGGGAGGAAUUUGUGAAGUUGGUUGCUACAGGCAACCCAGUCCAGCUGAAGUGUAACUUGUGUGACUUCCAGACCACCAGCUUGGAGAAACUGAAAAUACACAGCAUCAACCCCCAACACCAGGCCAGCCUCAGAGUCUACAGGUUCUUACAGCAGUAUGACAGUGCAGUAGAUGGAGGGUCCUGGUUGUUCCAUUGUGUCCUGUGUAACUACUCCUCCUGUUCUAAACUCCACCUAUUGAGACAUACCCACUCCCCUGGUCAUCAGAAGAGGGAGUUUCACUACUUGCAGUUAGUGAGAGGGAGGAGCCUGGAGGAAGGGGAGGGGCUAGCGGCUACUUUCACCAUUAGGAAGUGUCCCAGUCCUGAGACAGGUAAGAGACUUAGCUGGUCAUUUCCAAAUCCCUCCUAUCUGAAGUGUGGAAGCAUUGAGGAGGGGGAGAGGAGAGAUUCCCUUUCUCCAGCCAAGCGAUCGUUCUCUGGGCUGGAGGAGACACAGAGCCCCCUCUCUCCCAAACGCCCCAGAACAGACCAGCGCACUACUCACCAACAGGCUACUGCCAAGUGCCCACUGUGCCAGGACACACUGGUAUACACACACCUGAGACGCCACCUCAUACUCAUACACAGUGUGGUCCAGGACUGUGUGGACAAGCUCAUGAGUAUGGUGGCAGUGGAGCUGCCUGAGAUUCUGCAGAAAGAGACACUGCAGAUGGAGUCCCACUCAAAUAUAAAAGAAUCUCAAACAAACGAUUGCAACACAAACAGCUCUUACACGAAGGAAUCCCUCACAAACGAGCCUCAAACAAAUGACUACCAUACAAAAAAAGAAAAAGUAAUCACAGCCAAAGAUGUCCCUGCUCUUCUGACUCCUCCCUGUAAGGACCAGCACCCAGCAGAGGACAACACCUCUCACCUCCUUGAGUCCCCCAGCUCUCCCCCUUCCCCACCCACUCUUUCCUCUCUCUCCCCCAGCAACCUCCCUUCAUCCACUUUACCCCCGUCUCCUCCCAGUGAUGCCCCUCCCCCCUCCGAUUGUCAUGGUUACAGGUUUCGCUGCGGCAGGUGCAGUCUAGCGGUCCGAAGGCAGAAGAAGCUGCAGCUGCACUGGCAGUACCACGCCAUGAGGGCGGCAACAGAGUGCCACCUCUGCCCCAGACGCUGCCGCAGCCAAGAGGCCCUGCAGAGACACCUGCUCAACACACACCUACAGGACCUACACCUACAGGGUACACACCCUGACCAGAGUGGAGCACACAUCCAACAACCAAUCAGCCUGGAGGGGGAGGAAGAGGAGGGGGAGAGUAUGAGUGAAGAAGAGACGGAUAAGGAGGAAGAUGAUGAGGAGGGAGAGCAGGGAAAGGGAGAUGAAGGAGAGGAGGAUGAAAAGGAUGACCCAGAUGAGGAGGAGGAGAGGCCCAGUUCAGGGGUUGGUGACAGUGACCAGGGUUCAAGGCAGCAGGAGGAGAAGGAGGCAGGGUCAGAACCCAACCCCUUCAGCAAGGGCUUCAACCCCACUCUGGAGCGGUUCCUGGACCCGGCUCGGCCCUACAAGUGUUCCUUCUGCUGUGAGUCCUUCACUCAGAGAACCAUCCUGCCGGUCCUCUAUAACUCUCUGUCCCACCGAGCCAGAGCCAGACGGGUCCUGCAGGACUCCAGCCCCAGUCCCCCUGACACCCGCUGCAGCCCGGCCCCAGAGCCAAGUUCCUACCGCUGCCGAAUGUGUCGGGUGGCUUACAGCCAGAGUUCCACCCUGGACAUCCACCUCCGCUCUGUACUGCACCAGACACGAGCCCGUGGAGCUCGGACCCAGCUAUCACUGAACCCCCACACCUUGGUUCAGACCACUUCCUCCAGCCGUUCACCAGGGGGAGGAGAGGUAUCUACCAGGGGAACCACCCCAACAGCCACCAGAUCAGCCCCUUCCUCCCCAAGUCCCUGUUCCUCCCUCAGUGAAGCCCAGCUGAGUGUGGGUGUCUCUGGGAAGGCUGAGGGCCACCAGGCUAAGAGGCGGAGAGUAGAGGACCUGACAGCAUCUGGAGGACAGCAGGACCUAACGUUACUCCAACAGCAGGUAGCCCAGGCCCAGAUGCCACAACAGCAACAUAAGUUAGCCCAGGCCCAUAUACAGGAACACACAGCCCUCCUCCAGCCCCAGCUCUUUAGUCCAACACUGCUCCCGCACCUCCCCUUACUGCAGCAGAACCUCUUAAAGCAGUUCCUCCCUUCAGCAGCAGAGAGUCUCCAACAGAGGAACCUCCUCUCUCCCCUCCAGUUCUCCCCAGACAGCCUGUUUUCUCUACAGCAGCAGAUGAUCCAGUCCUUCUACCUCUCUGGAGGUCUGCAGCUCAACCCUAACAUGAACUUUAGUCAGAUCACCUCUGCCCUCUCCUCUCAGACAAAUGGGCUUAAACAUCCCUCUCCAAAGCUGGUGACAACUAGCAUCCAGUCUCCAGCCCAGCCCCCGAAAUGUGAGACUCAGGCUGAGACAGCUGACAGUGACUCCCCCCUUCACCAGACGGAGAAAGAGUCAAACCCAUCCUCCUCUCCUGAGGGAGAUGGAGAGAUGCAGGAGAGCAAGAAGAGGGAUGGAGCAGAGAAGGCUCUCAGAGUUCUGCUGGAGAGAUAUGGCUGGGAGCUGGCCCUGCAAUCCAAUCAGAGCAGACAGAGACAACAGAACAGAGAGACGGGUGGAUGCCUGGAGGAGGAGAAGCAGUGUGGAGAAUGUGGGAAGCAGUUCUCUGACUCUCUGAUCCUGAAGAGCCAUCAGGAGUUUGUUCACCAGCAAAUGAUCACUCCGGUAGUGUUGGAGACGUUCUCCAGACAGUAUGACUGUCUCUACCCCCUCACACCCUUCCCUGUGGCAGACAAUGAUAAUACUGUUGUUGCACGUCUAACCCCAGCCACAGCACCUGUACUUGCACCCUUACCCCCAGCACCAGUCUCUUAUUCAAUCCUUGAUCAAGCCCAAUCCCUCUCCCAAGCCUCAGCCAUAGGUCCAGACCAAGCUGUACCAACCACACCAGCAUCUGUACCUGUAACCCUGUCCACAGACCAAGCCCCAGUUAAUUCCUUCUGCCCAGCCCAAGCCUCACCAACACCCUCUCCUCCUCCACCCUCUUCCCAAACACAACCACUUCCAGAGCAGCAGCAGGACACUAUGACAUCGACAACCACCUCUGCCACCUCUCCAACUAUCAUACCCCAGUCCAAUCUCUCCAUGCAUUUCCCCUUAUCCCAACUCCCCCUGCCCCCUCUUCCUUUACCAAGCCUCCCCACUCUUCCCUUCCCCAUAGACCUCUCUCUCCUCCCCCUUGGUCUAAUGGAGCCCAUAGCACUCCAGUCUAUGCUUCAGUACCAGUCCCUGUUAUCAUCGGGCCACCAACCACCCCUAUCCCUAUUCACCAACGCUCACUCCACCCACAAACCAUCUCUACCCUCAUACACGAACACACACUGUGCUCCUAGCCCAUCUCUACCCCCAUACACUAACACACACUGUGCUCCUAGCCCAUCUCUAACCUCAUACACUAACACACACUGUGCUCCUAGCCCAUCUCUACCCCCAUACACUAACACACACUGUGCUCCUAGCCCAUCUCUAACCUCAUACACUAACACACACUGUGCUCCUAGCCCAUCUCUAACCUCAUACACUAACACACACUGUGCUCCUAGCCCAGCCCUGCCCUUUCUGAAGCGUAGGCUGGAGGAAGGGACAGCGGUAACGCCUAUGAGGGAUGUGAUGGACGGUGAGAGAGAGGGAGAGAGAGAGGGUGAUGAGCAGAGGAGGGAUAGGCGCCAGAGGACCACCAUCAGUUCGGAGGAGCUAGAGGUUCUGUACCAGCGCUACAGUCUGAACUCCAACCCAACCCGCUCUGUACUGGAGGGCAUCACCAGGGACACAGGCCUGAAGAAACGUGUAGUGCAGGUAUGGUUCCAGAACACCAGGGCUCGUCAGAGGAAGGGCCAGCUCCAGACCCUGGGGAGAGGAGGAGGAGGUCUGUGUCUGGGUGACAACCACAGGCGCUGUCCGUUCUGCAGGGCUCUCUUCAACGCUCAGAACGCCCUGGACGCCCAUGUCAGGGCACACCACUGUUCACAGACUGACAGAGCUGCCUAUGGCUCAUUUCAUCAGAUGGGUCCUGCAGAUGACUCCAGCUUCUCUCACAACCAUUGAUCCUACAGAGACAGGGAGGGUCCCUCUCUCUCCAUCAAGCCUUUUCCCUCUCUCCCACCAUCCUCCUCUCUCUCUCUCCCUCCCUCCAUCCCUCCCCAAGCCCAUUUCAUCCCUCCCCAAGCCCAGGGGGCGUCCCCACUGAGAGAACAUACAUUUCUGGGAAAACCGAUUUGUCCUUUGACCUGAACAAACCCCAAAUUGAAGAGGAGGAGAAAGAAAAGGAAGAGCAUCUGUCAGUAAAAAUAUUCCCUUCGUCUGACCAGGCUCAUGAGGCUAACCGUAGCAAUCUGUUGUCUCUGGGAUACAAUUAUGGAAUGGCGAGCUUCAACGUUCAAGACUGUGACCAGAACACCAGUCCAAGUCUGUCUGAGUGUGGAUAGGCAUGUAUCGAGACAGCAGCAGAGGCAGCGUACCCAGAUGACCCACCAGCAGGUUGCCCAACUCCGUCUGCUACAGGGAGCAACCCAGCCCCCUGCGGUGUGAGGGCCUGGCAUGCAGGGUAGUGCAGGUGUGGUUUCAGAAUAACCGGGCCAAAGAGAAGAGGGCCAGGAGCCUUAGAGUCGACCCAACCACAGGAUAGAGAGAAAGACUGCAGAGGACAGGGGAGAGAACACACAGCCAUGAAACAAGUGCACGUCAGUCACAACAAUGAACCAACCACACACACAGCGAUGAACCAACCACACACACAGCGAUGAACCAACCACACACACAGCGAUGAACCAACCACAUGCCCAAGAAGCCAAAGAUCAUUCUACCCUCCUCAGCCCAAAAACAUCACAGGGCAGACCUCCUAGAGCUUUAAGACACCACUCCUCUGUUCCUCCCUCUCUCCUCUCCUGUCCUUUCUUCCAACCGAUACCUCAGGAGUUAACCCCUCCAUGCCAACAGAUGUCCCUGUCGAGACCAUAUCAUCAUAUCAAUCUUCCCACUUCUGUUUAAAGACAUUACUAGUGUUGUAGUUCUGUUGCAAGUACGAACAGAUUCUAUCAAGAUAGUCUAAGACGUUUGGUGUAUAGAACGUUCUUUCAAAGUAAAAGAACUGAAAGAAACAAAAAUAAAGAAUAUUCUUCACAAAGAGCUUCUGCAAAGACUGGCUUGGAUUCCAAAGCUCGUAACCAAAACCUUACAUGUCCUUGGAUUGUGUUGUCAACAUGGUGGUUUUCAUUUCCUGAACUGCAGUACAGACCAUACAGUGAAGGGUAGAUCUGAGAGCGGUUUAGUACCAGGUGUGCACCAAAAGACUGACUGGCCUAUGUGGUGCCGAAGCAGACCUCAACCUUCUCAAGCCAAUGAUGACUCUAAUGCACAUGUAAAUGUUCCUUAUGUGGAUAAUAGGCCAAAUAGCACUGAGCUAAGUCCACUUUGUCCUUUAAGAGAGAUGUCAUAUAAGAAGCUAUUUUGAUAAUGUCCAACCAAUAUAUGUCACAACAACUCCAACCAAACAUUACACAACAUUGUUUAGUAAAUGUUAAUGAAUAUGAAUAUUAUGGAUUGACGGUUGUUGUUAUGCUUUGAUAAGACAAGUGUUAUUUUGUGGUUUAUGAGAACAUAAUGUAGGUGUUAUGAUGUGGAGUUUAGGUAAGAUGUUACCACGCACUCUAACCAUCUCUCUCUCUGUGUAUGACGUCUUCUUACUCUCUCUGUAUUAAUAUUACUGUAGUAAUUAUGAUGAUGAUAAUAACAGUAAUAACUAUGCUAAUAUAUAAUGCUUUAAAACACAACCCAAAGACAUAAUAACACUGUAACCAUUGGUGCAUAAAGCCCACAAAAACAACUUGAAAAGUUAGCUUGAUAAUGUAUAAUUGAAUGAUGGAAAGAAGAGAGACUGUAUAAGAACUGCUGUAUCUGCCUCUUCACCAGGCCACUGGUGACUGUAUACUGAAAUCUCCAUGCAACCUACUACUGUACUAGGAUGGAGUAGCACUUCUCAAAGCCAAACUCCCCAGGCCAUAGUGCACUAGGUAUAUGAGUACUCAGUAGGGAAUCAAACCCCAGCCCCUAGUGUACUUAGUAGAAGAGUACUCAGUAGGGAACCAAACCCCAGUCCCUAGUGUACUUAGUAAAAGUACUCUACUCAGUAGGGAACCAAACCCCAGCUCCUAGUGUACUCAGUAGGGAACUACUUCAGAGCCAUUGCAGUAGAUUGGUUGAAAUUCUUUCCUCCUCAAUGUAACCAACCAGAUAGAUUGUUUCAACUCAGUCUUUGAGGAUGUCCGGUUUGCUGCUAACGUAUUUUGUAAUGUUGUAAUAACUGUUAUAUGAUGCAGUUUAUAACCUGACCUUUAAUUCUGAUGUUAUCAAAGAGAUACUUGGGGCUCCAGUAUUUACUCAUUAAUGAAUUACUAUGUGACAGUGGUUUCUAAACAAAGCUACAAAGAAGAUAAGAUACUUCUAUACUGAAGAUCCUGCAUAGCUAUGCUGAUUGAUUGUAUCUAGCCCUAAACCUUCCACAGGUCUGUGUACCAGUCUGUUUCUGCUCUUGUGUCACUGGCUUGUUUAGCCAUGUAGCUAGCCAUGUUUGUCUCUGCUUUAGGCCAGGCAACAAUGUAGCCAUGUAGUGACAUAGACACGUAUCCUUGCAGCCAUGUAGCGGAGUAGCCACAUAGUCAUGUAGCCACACAGAUUGUAACAAUGUAGCCAUGCAGCGAAACUGGACACAGAAACCAGGCUAACCUUCCAAAGGAUGCUAACUAACUCAGUUUUAGCUCUAAAACUAACCACAAUACCAAUGAUCUUUUUCUGUACUGAAAUUCCAAAUACUGUACUACAUGGCAGUUAUGUACAUAUUGUUGUUUUGUUCCUUUUCCUCAUUUGAUCAUUUAACUGUAAGAUGUAAAUAUUGUGUUUUGUAUUGUUCCCGGAGGCUGUUGCCAUAGUGAUAACCAAAAUAUACCUGUGUUGUGCACCUGUCCCAGUCUCUUGCUCCAGUGGUUGUUUGUUCGUUCUCCCCAGUUCUCCUACAGAUGUUUUCUCCCCCUCCCCACUCUAUAGCCACUGAGGUAAAUAAA
Molecule: messenger RNA, 8124 nt
Organism: Salvelinus namaycush (lake trout)
Lineage: Eukaryota; Metazoa; Chordata; Actinopteri; Salmoniformes; Salmonidae
Product: zinc finger homeobox protein 4-like
Exons: 7
Coding region: 38-5113 (1691 amino acids)
Biological process (GO): regulation of transcription by RNA polymerase II; brain development; regulation of neuron differentiation
Cellular component (GO): nucleus
Molecular function (GO): RNA polymerase II cis-regulatory region sequence-specific DNA binding; DNA-binding transcription factor activity, RNA polymerase II-specific
Source: RefSeq, a predicted model, not a curated record